AUGAGGGCAUCGGCGAGUUGGGACGCGUCUUUGGAGAGAAAAGGUGGAGGAGAGGGCUCCGCGUAACUCCAAGUUUUUAGCCCUACUCGAGAGGGGAUUCACAGACUUUUCGGCGGAGUUUCCCGACACAUUGAGUCAGCGGAGGAGUCUCGGUCGGAGGGUUUGUUUUCGGCUCUGUCUUUUGGUGAUCGGACAGACUGCCGUCCAUCCAAUGUGCGUAAAGGGGCUCUAUUUCCUCGGCGUCCUGUUUGGACUCGCAGCUUCAGGGGUGCUGCAGGUCAGCGGGAUGCGUAUCUACACAUCUGGGGAGAUGGAGGCAGUCAACGGGACUGAUGCUCGUCUGAAGUGCACAUUCCAGAGCUCUGCUCCAAUCAACCCCAAUGCAAUUGUCAUCUCCUGGACCUUCCGACCUCUCAAACCUGGGCGGGAAGAGUCGGUGUUCCACUAUCAACAACGGCCAUAUCCCCCUGUAGAAGGCAUUUUUAGGAAGCGUGUUGUUUGGGCUGGUGACAUCAUGGGUCGCGACGCCUCCAUUAUUCUUCAGCAGGUCAAGUUUACCUACAACGGCACUUACAUCUGCCAGGUGAAGAAUCCACCAGAUGUCCAUGGAGCCGUCGGAGAGAUUAAACUACGUGUGGUCACCACAGCCUCCUUCUCCGAACUCCUCCUUCUGGCAUUGGCCAUUGGGGGUGGCAUCGCUGCUGUGGUCAUCCUCCUCAUCAUCAUUGUCUCCUGCAGGAGGUGCAAGAAGAGGAGAAUGGGACAGCGGGAAGGCAAUGAAGAGGCUCCGCGAAAAGAAAGAAAAGACCCCACAGCGUGGUAAGACCAAGAGAAAGACAGAGGGAGAGGAAGAUGGGGGUAGAGAGAGGAACAGAAGAAUCACACGCUUCCUCUCUCGCUUUCCUUCUAACUCUGGGGGUCCGGUUGGUGGUGAUCCUGCUUGGGGCCUGGGGCUAUCUCCCUACUGGACGCUUCACUUCCACGUUCCUCUGUAACUGCAUCCAAAAUGUGGACCAGUUGAUGGGCAGCUGUCGUUAACCGGAGAUAAAUUAAGAAUGUGCCUUUGUGUAGAGAGCUGUAGAUAUAAAGCUUUAGCCAGACUGCUGUGUAUCUUUUAUAUCACAAGUGCCUUUCAUUUCUGCAGAGAAAAUGCUGUUUUAUCGGUUCAUCUUUUCCUGUUCAGUUGAAUGGGCUUCCAACACAUUUCCUGUUUACAGUAAAUGUUUCGGAGAUGUAGACGUAGAACAAUGGUGUAUUUCUCCUGUUUACUUCCCUAGUAAUACAUGUUAGACCCCAACAUACCAGCACAGUACAAACCAAAUACUGGACUUAUUAUUUCAACAAACAAUACAAACUGUGGAACAAUGAAUGAGAGGUUUCCUCACUUCUACUGAAAACUUGUUCAACCCAUUUAGGCUGGAUGCAACAUUUACUGGUAUAUGCUUUUAAAACUGAAUGACACUUCUGCACAUUUUGGAUGUGACUAAACUGCAACAUGAUUGGCUAAAUACAUAUGUGGAAGGCCAAUGGGAUAAAAUGUUUUGCUUUUAGCCUUAACAUGGAAAAGUCAAUGGAUAUAAAAGGAUUUGAAGUUGGGCAGUUAGUCAAAUAAUAGCUGAUGACCUGUUCAGAGAGUGAUAGAGGACAACUGCCUAAAUAUAUUACACAAUAACCUUACAAAGACAGUAACUCAGCCAGAUUCCAUGCUAUCAUGCAAAUCCAUCUUUCAAAGCUCCAAUAUGAAACAUUUUUUGGCUGAUCUUAUCUACACAUACAUUAUUUCCACAUAUAAUGGCUGCGCUCAGUUUGCCAGUGAAAUGCAACAUAGAGCAAAUUUCUAUUUUCUCUUGUCAUUCAGAGCAGUUCCACUGCCUGCACCCCGGUUGGUGCAUCCCAUUCAUAGAAGAUACACAGCGGGUCUAUUUUCACUGUUAGAAUUGAUGGACCAAUCUGCUUCAUUUUAGGAGAAAUGGUGGUAGCUAUAGACAUGUUUCAGGUGCAGGAGAUGGCAGCCAGGGAAGUGUCUAGCUCGGAUGCAGCUAUAGCGGCAGUUUUAUCAGAACUGGACAUUUCUUCAUAAGAAGAGCAAAGAACCUCAAUGUAAGCUUUUCCUGGCAGAAAAGAGUGUUUGCUCUUCUCUUGGCUGGCCUCAGCAUGAGUUUGAUUCAUCAACUAGCUCCACUGAUAGUAAACAAUCAUAAUGGCUGACUAUCAAGCUCACAUUAUGCAGUUUAUUCACGGGGGUCCCAUGCCCACUAUGCUUUAUGUCUAUUGGCUUGUGAUGAAUGUGACAGAUAGGAUGUUUGGCCAAUUACCCUCUGAGAAUAUUUCAGAUGGGUGUGAAAUAUAUCCCAUGCAAUACAUAUGUGAAACAGUCUAUCUGGCAUGUCAGGCUACUGCUACAUGCUAAAAAAUGAAGAUUUUAGUAAACAUUGAAAUAAUGUGCUGUUUUUCCCCAAAAACGGAGAUUUUUUUCGAACUACAAUUAGGUUUUAGAAUGUAUUUUUUAGAAAGCCUUAGGUCUAAAUGGGUUAAACAACAUAUGAAGAGAAUAUUAUGAAACCCAAAACAAAGCUUUUUAUAAUCCUUAGUUUCAUUUUUCGACUGUGCAAUCCACCUUUAAUGAAGGUUUUCCUGACAUAGAGAGAUCCUGGUGUACAUUUCUGUUUUGUUUCACUACUGAAGUGACAUUGCUGUAUUUUUUAAAAUAGAUUAUUUUGUGUAAUUAGCCUGAUUUUGAGACAUAAUCAAGGUGCUAUCAAAAAAACCAAACCUAUUGGAGAGCACUUGUUGGAAACAGACAUUUCACUUCAUAUUUUUGUAAGAAUAAAAUAUUCCAGCACUUAAUUGAAUUCAGCUGCAACUCUGGCAAAUUUCAAAGAAACCAAUUACGUUUCUGAUGUCUGUUUUGAACAAUGGGCUGUUUUGUCUCUAUGAUCUUGUGUUUUUUCUGGGCAUGUGGGCAUCUUUGCUUCUCUCUUGGGUUUUCAGAUCUCUCUGCAGUAGGCGCUUUACAUGUUACUGGGUAAACUAUUGCAAUAAGUCAAACUUUAAAGCCAAGGCUCUCAAGGAAAGUCUUUCAUCCUCACUUAUUAGAUUCAUUCAGACUUAAUGUAUAUCACUUUAAAACGAGGGAUCAAAUGUUGUAACCCUGAUCACAUGCAGAUUUGUAAACAGAGAUAUUGAUCCAAGCUUCGCUCUCAAUUUAGACCAUUUAACCCUGUGUGAUGCUAACCUUUUGUUCCUGCUGCUGUGUUUUUGUUGUCUGUCUGUCUUUGUCCUGUCCCCAUUGUCUCUGACUUAUGCACAUGCAUGGUCAUAAAUAAUUCAUGAAUGUGUCAUGCAUGAAUUCCCCUCCCUGACAUGUGUGCUAUGUUGCUCUUACCUUCCCCUGCUGCUUGUCUCCCUGUCCCUUCUACGUGUGUGUCUCAGCCACCCGUCAAGGGCCAUACAUCUUUACUUGUCAGAGACGUCCAUAGAGAUUGACAGUUCAGACGGCAUGAUCUCAGACCCCAGCACCCCAGACUCCAGCUCCUCAGAGGAGGAGGACCCGAGCUCAGAUGACGAUGAUGACAAUGAUGACUCUGAUUGAGGAGGAGGGAACAGACAGAGAGACAGAAACAGUGACAUGAUGCCAGUCAGGAAGCUUGCUGGAUUGAUGCCCGAAUGGCACACAUGGAUUCCACAGUUCAUCAUCUGAGUGGAGACGAAGUGAUGAGAGCGCUGCUGCAGUGACGGAAAACAAGCACAUCGUUUAAGAAUGGGAGGAAAAUGGAAAGAAAGUUCUGUUUGGGAGAUUGCGAACAAGAACAAAGACGUGAGCAAUGCUUUGAUGACGGCUUUGAAAAGGGAUCGGAUGGGAAAAUACUUUAAAGUAAGUUGAGAGAUAUUCAGAUAAAAGAAAUGAUGGAUUAAAUUUGAUGGCUUCAGAGCUUGGCUCUUAAAGGAAAAAGCACAAAGUUGUGUUCAAUAACUGUUGUUUUAAACAUGGACCUUUUUUGGCCUGUAAAGUCAAUAUUGACAAAUCCUGUGGUCUUUUUAUGGGCCACCAUAACUGCAGUGGAACCUCAGCAUCUGCUGUUGCUGUCUGCUAACUGUGACAGCAGUGUGGAUAGUUAAAAAAAAGGACAGCUGCCAAUGAAGAUACCUUUAUCAGGUGAUUGUAACUUUUUUUUUUUAGUACAGAAAAAAGUUAACUGUCUGCCACAUAUGUUCAUUUGUUAGGCUUAAUGGAUAUUCACAGCUGGAUUUAAUAAGCACAGACUAGCAGUCUGCAGGGUAGUGUUACUUUUAAAAGUAACUUACUAAAAAUGAAAUCCCUUUAACAAUUUGCUCCACACGUAAAAACGUGACAUGUAGUCCACUAAACAUUUGUCUCCAAAUCUGUCUCUGCCAUCACUCUGCUGCCUAGCUUAUGCCCCAUAAUCUGUACCUCUUGUCACAAUCUGACAAUGAACUGGACAGAGGCAUUCGGUAUUACACCUGGACUGAGCUUUAGAACUUAUAUUUGUCUUUGAAGUUAAUUCCACAUCUUACACCACUGUCAGCUAGCUCCUCAUGCACAGCUGUGUUGUCUUCCCCAGUGUGCCAACAGGAGAAACAGAAAUACUGCAGCUGGUUCAAAGAUUUCUCGCUCCCUCUCUUAUUUAGCAUGAUUCACCCAAAAAAAAAAAAAAAACCAGAAAUGCAUUAAACUGUCCGUACUUUUUAUCUUGUGUUAGGUUUAGGGGAAGAAUUCUCCACUAGGAUAUGGGUGGUAUCCAUUUAAAAAAAAAAAAAAAAACCCUUAAGCCUUCUCAAAAUUUUCCUGGUGUUACAGUAUUACUGACUGGUGUUUAACAUUUUAACCUCUACUCUAUUUAAAAAGUUUGUAGAACAUCAACCCUGUGAUGUAAAGUCAGCUCUAAAUGUCCUUUUUUCAGGACAAUCGGGGCUUUGAGAAUAUGUGUGCUGCAAUAAUAUCACUUUAAUUUUAAUAAAGGUUAUGGGACUAUAAAGACAAAAGAAAAAACCUAACCGAAAUUAUUCAUGAUUUUGAUUGAUUUAUAGUUGCAGCAUUGUUUUCAAUAAUUCACAGGUGAGCAGAGUUACAUCAGGACAGACAUUCAAAUGAAGAUUUGCCUUUUUUUUCUCUUCCUUUAUAUGUGCUCUCUCUCCCUCCCUCAUUCUUUGGUAAAUUGACAAAAUGAAAGUCAGAAACUUCUUUCAGAGCGUGAGGUAAUAUUCUGCGUGCUUAUAGACCGUAAAUAUUAUUUGAUUUUGAGUGACUACUUUAGUGGCUAAAAUAUCUAGAAACAACAAUUAAAUCCAUCAACAGUUCUGUGUUUUAGGCACUAAAGAUUCAUCAUGGGGCCUGAUGUGCUACAACUCGCAACUGGGGAGGGGGGGGGCACAUGUGUUUCCCGGCAGCCAUGGUCAAGCUUGACGGCAUUUCCCUUGUCCAGGCCUUUUUUUUUUACCUCUGGUGGUUCAACCAGAGACCGCCUGUGGUUUUAGGGCUUGCGGCAACCCUACUACAUCAUCCGGACAGGCUCUUGUUUGUCACAUCCACCCCGUACUCCGCCCUUAAAGUGUGGACUCUAUUUUUCUUUUUUUUCAACAGAUUAUUUUCCCAUGCCCCUGGUAAUAUGCAAGGACAUCCAGAGCAUGAGCUGGGUUGUGCCAAUCCUCCUUUCCACCCAAUGGGGCCCUCAGUCUUGACUCGCUAUUACAUACCUUACUUCAGCCUCAAUUUUGGACUCAAACAUGCCUAAAAGUUCUGUACAGUACUGUAUGUAUAACAUGAAAAAUAGCUAACAUAAGAUUUAACAUCUUAAAAAAGGUGAGUGGACCCGUAUGUUAACAUCACUGAGGCAAAGUGGGCUGGCUAUGGUUCUAAUUUUUGUAAUUUAAAUAGUGUCGCUGCACUGGUCCAAAGUAGCAUAAUCUUACAGUUUGAAUUAAAAUCUCUGUUUUUCUGCGGUUGUAAACAUGCAUCAUUUUGAAGAGAAUGUCCGGCGCUGAGCACCACGUAGCAAUUAAUGGUAGCUACCACCAUCCAAAGCUUUUUUUCUUGCCCUCAAGGCCUUCAUGCCAGCCACAUGACUGAAAGCUAUACUCUUCCUGAUGUCCUCUGUAUCACUGCCACAACUUACAUGGCAUAGAAGCUUAAAGGAGAAAAGCGUUCAGUUCUUCGGCCAGUCACUCAAACAUGCAGAUGUUAUAAAAGAUGCCAGUGCAGUUAUAGCAGCCUGUCAACUUCCAUUUUUUCCCCCGAUUUGUCUGUACAAUCAGCUGACAGAAGAAGGUGUUUUCUGCCAUGAUGAGCCAAAUGAAUACUUUCACUGUAGGAUUGCCUGUCAUGUUAUAGUUAGAAAAGGGUUUUUAUAGGUCUUGCAUUUCAAUCUGGUAUGCACACUAUUAUGAUACUACAAGUGUCAGAGCAUUUGUUAAACACAGUUUUACUGUCUAACUAUUAUCUGAGGGGCUAAUGUCACAUCAGAUUGCAUACGUAGAUCAAACAGAACAGAUGUGACAUUGCUGUCAUUGAGUCUGAAGGCCAAAUACUUGAUCAGUCAGCAGGCAAACACAUGCCCACACCUGUCCUGAGUGCUGUGUGGGAGUGCGCAGUCAGAUCUGAAAACCCUUUGAAUGCAAAAUGUCCUUGAGAGCUUUUUAAUUUCUCUCAACGUGCCUGUGAAUGCACCACAUCUACUAACAAAUGAUUGUAAUAUCUAUUUCUUCCUCUUUUUGUGACAGAAUUUUGUAUUUGUGAUGUAAUACUGAGCAAUCUAAAGAUGUUUCCUAUUUUAUUUUUAGAUGAUGCCAGAAGUAUUUUACCAUGUUUGUUAAAAUGUCACUGUAUUUGUUUGUUAUAGAGCUUUUAUAAAGAUUUUCUAAUAAAAAUGCCUUUAAAUCUC
Molecule: messenger RNA, 6899 nt
Organism: Cheilinus undulatus (humphead wrasse)
Lineage: Eukaryota; Metazoa; Chordata; Actinopteri; Labriformes; Labridae
Product: myelin protein zero-like protein 2
Exons: 4
Coding region: 212-823 (203 amino acids)
Biological process (GO): cell-cell adhesion
Cellular component (GO): membrane
Source: RefSeq, a predicted model, not a curated record